AUGUCGACUGGGUUCAAAGUCAGCGUUGCUUUACUAUCCGACCAUGAGAUCCCUACUUGCUUCCAGAUCCUUUCCAAGUCAUUUGGUCACGAUGCACCAUUUGUUGACAUGUACUUCCCAGGCCACGAUACACCGUCGGGGCAAGCACGGGGCUCAGAGCGCUUGAAGCAAUGGAAGCAGAAUGCUGACAACUCCACAUUCUUGAAGGCCAUCACUCGCUUGGAACCCAUAAAUGAGGAGCGCAUCAUCGGCUUCGCCAUAUGGACAUACAUGAAGGAGCCGCCGCCCGCAGACCUAGUGAAUGUGGAAGACGUCAACACUGUCUGGCCGGAUGAAGAUGACCGUGAGUUCAUGACUCAGCUAUGGAAGUCCUAUGUAAUUCCCCGGACUCAGGCUAUCAAGGGUUCCCACGACAGAGGUGUUUACGUUCUUGAACUGCUAGCUGUACACCCAGACUAUCAACGUCUUGGCGCAGGCACAGCGCUUGUUACCUGGGGGACCAAAGCCGCAGAUAACCUGCGCAUCGAAUCAGACACCAUUCAAAACCGCUGA
Molecule: messenger RNA, 552 nt
Organism: Neoarthrinium moseri
Lineage: Eukaryota; Fungi; Ascomycota; Sordariomycetes; Amphisphaeriales; Apiosporaceae
Exons: 3
Coding region: 1-552 (183 amino acids)
Molecular function (GO): acyltransferase activity, transferring groups other than amino-acyl groups
Source: RefSeq, a predicted model, not a curated record